Molecule: messenger RNA, 2722 nt
Organism: Schistocerca cancellata (South American locust)
Lineage: Eukaryota; Metazoa; Arthropoda; Insecta; Orthoptera; Acrididae
Source: RefSeq, a predicted model, not a curated record
UCGUAGAGCAUAUCUCUGAAUGUAAUGGUGGAGUGAGUCUGUUGUUGUGUAUGCAGGGGAGGUCAGCAAAUGUUACAAAACACUAGUAAUGAGUUUGUUUUAUGAUAUACCUUGACAAAUUUAACACUAUCAAACGGUAUUCAGAGUAUCGAAGUUGUUUAAAUUGGGCGGCGAAAAUGCAUACAUUCCUUGUACUUUGGGUUCUCACUGUUUUGGGCGUGAACGGGCAGUAUGAAUGGCAAACGCGCGAUGCUUUCGACGAGAUACGUCAAAAAAUGGACAAAGUUACGUCUGAUAAUUGCCCAAUCCAGCGUGUGGAGGACUUACGACUACCAGAAGAUUCAGUGUCACAUAUUCCAGACAUAAAGGACAUAAAUAUUAAUCCAGUGUUCCCCAAUAGAACUGCGUUGUUACAUCUUCAUAAUAUGGCAAUGAGCAGGUCUUUCUUUUGGAGUUACAUAUUGCAGUCACGUUUCAUUAGACCAGCAAUAAAUGACACAUACGAUCCUGGAAUGAUGUAUUAUUUUCUUUCAACGGUCGCAGAUGUCUCGGCAAACCGAUACAUCAACGCUAGUGCCAUAUAUUUUGCUCCGAAUUCUUCAUACACUCCGUCGUAUAGAGGAUUCUUCAACAAGACCAUGCCACUUUUUGCACCCAGAACUUUCAGGGGUGACGACUUCAAUGAUCCGAUACAUUUGGAGCGGACAUCUACACUCCGAACAUUCAUUGUGCAGGACUUAGGUGCUAUCCCCAAUGAUAGUCUAAGUUUGGACUACACUUCCGAGUACUACAAGAUCAAUGAAUGGUACAAAAAAUGGCUGCCAGACACUGUUGACCGACGGCAUGACACCAAGACAACAUACCAGGUGGAAAUUCGCUAUGCCAACAAUACCAACGAGACGUUUAGCUUCCAUGGACCUCCAGGAGCUGAUGAGUAUCCUGGACCUGUAAACUGGACAAGACCUUAUUUCGACUGUGGUCGCUCUAAUAAAUGGUUAGUGGCAGCUGUUGUGCCCAUCGCAGAUAUAUACCCUCGACAUACAGGCUUCAGGCACAUUGAAUACCCUAAGUACACAGCUGCUGCUGUUCUGGAAUUGGAUUUUGACAGAAUAGAUAUCAACCAGUGCCCAAAGGGAAAAGGAAACGAUGGUCCAAAUCGAUUUGCAGACACAGCCCGCUGCAAGAAGGACACUACUGAGUGUGAACCAAUUCAUGGCUGGGGCUUCAGGCGUGGGGGCUAUCAGUGCAGAUGCCGACCAGGAUUUCGCUUGCCCAAUGUUGUACGUCGACCAUAUUUAGGUGAAAUCGUGGAGCGUGCCUCUGAUGAACAGUACAGUAAUGAAUUUGAUUGCCUCAAGAUUGGAUGGGUCCAUAAGAUGCCUGUGCAGUGGGAACGUGCAGACCCUAAUACACGUGAGAUGUACUUAGAGCGUUUUUAUGAAUACCGUAAUUUUUCCACUGGACCGGCUGCAAUACAUACUAACAAGAUGAACAUUGAUGAGGCACUUCGUUUCAUACAUGGUGUUAAUCCAAAAACUUGUUCACGAUAUACAAAACAAGAAUUGACGUUACCUGGGGAUUUUGCUAGCGGAGCAGAGGAGCAGUUUGUUAAUGAAGCUAAAAUGGCUGUCCGUUUGGCAAAUUUCAUUAGUGCUUUCCUGCAGGUUUCUGAUCCUAAGGAAGUAUAUUCAGGAAAGCGAGUAGCAGAUAAGGAGCUGACAGAAGACCAGAUGAUUGCAGAGACACUUGCUCUUGUCAUGGGUGAUAGCCGUAUCUGGUCUGCUGGAACAUACUGGGAACGCAACAAAUUCACAAACAGAACAUUUUUUGCACCAUUUGCAUACAAGACGCAGCUGAACACAAGAAAAUACAAAGUGGAAGACCUUGCAAGGCUUAAACAACCAGAUGAAGUUUAUACAAACAAUGAGUGGUUCAGAUUCUUGAAACAGCGGUGGUCCACAAAUUUUGACUCUCUCGAAAAAUUCAAUCUGAAAAUUAAGAUUCGCUUCAAUGAAAUGGGAGAAUAUUUGAAGAAACACGAACGCUUCCCAACUUUCUACAGAGCCGCCAAUUUGGACCACGGAUACUGGACAUCACCAUUCUUUGAUUGUGAAGGCAAAGUGCCAAAAUGGAUAAUUACCUACGCAGCACCAUUCUUUGGUUGGGACAGUAUUAAGAACAAGCUGGAAUUCAAGGGUGUUGUGGCAGUAACAAUGGACUUGAUGCAGCUGGAUGUCAACCAAUGUCCUGACAAGUAUUAUGCACCAAAUGCAUUCAAGGGAACUCAUAAAUGUGACAGGAAAACAUCAUAUUGUGUCCCAAUUCUUGGCCGUGGAUAUGAAACUGGAAACUACAAGUGUGAAUGCCGUCAAGGUUACGAAUACCCAUUUGAAGAUCAGAUUACGUACUUUGAUGGUCAGCUAGUAGAAGCUGAAUUUGGGAACAUAGUUGUUGACAAACCAACCAGGUAUGACAUGUUUAACUGCCGUUUGGCUGGUGCAGCAGCUUUGAGCGUCAGCAUAUCUGUCCUCCUUUUGAUGGUGGUGUUGCCACACAUUGUCCGGCGAUAGCCCAUAGUUUACACCAGUGUACCACUGAAGGAAGAUUUACACUAGGGAUCAAGAACCUUACUGUACAAAAUUGAAAAAAAAAGAUACAUAUGUUAUUUGUUGUAUAAUAUGAAAAGUAGUAUUUUAUAUGUUAACAUGUAUGUGCAAACAUU